Molecule: messenger RNA, 1554 nt
Organism: Naumovozyma castellii
Lineage: Eukaryota; Fungi; Ascomycota; Saccharomycetes; Saccharomycetales; Saccharomycetaceae
Gene: ATR2
Product: Atr2p
Exons: 1
Coding region: 1-1554 (517 amino acids)
Source: RefSeq, a predicted model, not a curated record
AUGGAGAACAAAGAACCCAUAGUAUCAUCAUCACAAAAGAAAACCUUAUCUUGUGAUUCAUUGCUCGAGAACAGCACGCCUUGGCAAAAUGAACAAUACUUCCAAUCACAUCUGAAGGAAUAUUUCUUCAUAUUCACGUGUAUGUUUGCAAAUUUGCUUAAUCAAGCGGGUCAAACACAAGUGCUCUCCACCAUGAAUGUCAUCUCAGAAUCAUUCCAUUCGGAUGUAGGUACACAGACAUGGCUGAUGGCUUCCUUCCCAUUAGUUUCAGGUUCGUUCAUUCUGAUUAGUGGUAGAAUUGGUGACAUUUAUGGUCUUAAAAAGACAAUGAUUGGUGGGUAUAUCUUUAUGAUUAUAUGGACAUUGCUUUGUGGGUUCGCUGACUACACCCAUAGUGAUACUUUCUUUAUCGUAUGCAGAGCAUUCCAAGGGUUGGGUAUUUCAUUUAUCUUGCCUAACAUAAUGGGUUUGGUCGGGAAUAUAUAUAAAGUGGGGACAUUGCGUAAAAAUAUCGUUAUCAGUCUCAUUGGUAUUACGGCACCAACGGGGGCCUGUAUGGGUGCCUUAUGGGGAGGAUUAAUUGCCACUGAAAGUUCAAGACAGUGGCCAUGGAUCUUCUACGCAUAUGCUCUCGCUGCCUUUGUCAAUUUAAUAAUGGCUAUUUAUUCAGUACCGGAAAAUGUCCCGACAAAUGUUCAUAAUUUCGCCAUGGAUUGGAUGGGAGCAAUUAUUGGUGUCGUUGGUUUGAUUCUAUUUAAUUUUGUUUGGAAUCAAGGUCCCGUCAAUGGCUGGGCUAAACCUUAUAUCAUUGUUUUGUUGAUCAUUUCAAUUAUUUUCUUAGUGGCAUUCAUCAUAUAUGAAUUGAAAUUCCCCAUUUCGCCAUUACUUCCACGUGAGGUCACCAAGAAUGGGCAAAUUCUAACAAUCUUAGGUAUUUUAUUUUUGGGAUGGGGGUCUUUCGGUAUAUGGACCUUUUAUUAUUACGCAUUCCAAUUGAAUUUAAGAAAUUAUUCUCCCUUAUGGGCAGGUGCCACGCAUUUUAUGUUCAUCAUUUGGGGAAGCAUUGCUGCCUUUAUAGUAGGUUUUACAAUUAAUAGAGUGGGACCAGCAGUACUGUUGUUCUUCUCUGCAUUGGGUUUCACUAUGGGUUCGUUAAUGUUAAGUGUCACACCCAUUCAUCAAACAUAUUGGCGUAUGAAUGUGGGGAUGCAAAUAAUAUUAAGUUUUGGGAUGGAUCUUUCAUUUCCAGCAUCUUCAAUCAUAUUAAGUGAUCAUUUACCAAUGCAAUAUCAAGGAAUGGCAGGUUCACUGGUUAACACUAUUAUCAAUUAUUCCACCUCGCUAUGUUUGGGUAUGGGAACUACCGUGGAGCGUCAAAUAAAUAAAACUGGGGAAGAGUUAUUGAGGGGAUAUCGUAGUGCUCUUUAUUUAGCGGUUGGAUUGGGAGGUUUAGGAGCUUGUGUAGCCUUCCUUAAUCUAUGUUAUGAUUUAUGGAGGAAGAGGAAGAGCCGCUUAGAUGAUAUAAGAAGUCUAAAUACUAAUGAUUCUGCAUAA